Messenger RNA from Cylicocyclus nassatus, 1338 nucleotides. The record is from the annotation of a GenBank genome assembly. NCBI's taxonomy places the organism in Eukaryota, Metazoa, Nematoda, Chromadorea, Rhabditida, Strongylidae.
AGGUGAAGGUUUUGUCCCCCCUUAGUCCUCAAAGUGAAGGUUACCAGAGUACGUGGCUCUAUGUAUCGAGGAGGGCUGUUCCUUGGAAGUGGCUGCAUAUAAAAAGGAAGAGAGCAGUGAGCCAGUACCUUCAACAUGUCUGGGCUGAAAUAUCUUGCAACUUUGAUCUGUUUCAUACUACCCAUAUCGGCUGCUUCGGAUGAAGAUUCUGAGUACUGUAAAAAUGGCGGAAUGACGGUGAAGGAGGUCAGCCAAAUACUCACUGUCAUCAAUGAUCGACGAAACAAGUUGGCUACUGGGUCGCAAAGAAAUGGAUUGAAGGACGACUACCUUCCCCCAGCAAAAAAUAUGAGAAAAAUGGGGUAUGACUGCAUGCUUGAACAUGAAGCUAAGAAUUACUUGGCCGAUAUGUGCACCUUGGACUUGGCAGAGCAUGAACCUGAUAAGGGAUAUUACUUUUGGGGGUCCGCUGUGGCAAUGUACGAGCCGUUGUCGAAUAGCCUCCCAGACGAGCUAGAAAAGGUGGAUCUUAUUGAUUUCUCCUACUUCAUCAAAGAUCAACUUGUAAAGUACACGAAGAACGAUGGAUAUCUAAUUAACUACGUCAACCUAAUGCGUGGUAGUGCUUCUAGAAUAGGUUGCGCAAUCAGGAAUUGCACCACUGAAGAAGGCGACGAUUUCUACAUAGAUUUGUGUCUCACGGACCAAAGCAAUAUCCAGGAUGGUGACGAAAUUUAUGAAGUGCGAAAAGGAGAUAAAUGCGAAUGUGAUAAACCCUGGACGUGCAGCGACGACUCGCUAUGCGUCGCCCCAGCCAAAUUUCCUGAAUCCUUCGACGAAGAACCGAGCACCAAGUGCUCAUCGAAGGAAAUGUCCGACACGAUGAGAAUGCACAUGCAAGACACUCACAAUUACCGACGCUCGCAGCUCGCCUUGGGUCAAAUUUCGGACAAUAAGGGAAAACCUUUACCCGCCGCCUCCAACAUGAAUUAUUUAGUUUGGGAUUGCGCACUAGAGAGAGAAGCUCACGAUUUUCUCAGAGAUUGCCCAAAGGAAGGCUACAAAAGACCUGAUGAUGACAGCUUAGCGCAAAAUUUCUAUUACGGUACUACAAACGAGCCAACAUUCAGGGACAUGAAUAAAAAGGCGGUCACCGAAUGGUGGAAACAGGUUCGGAAGGUUGCGGGACCUGGAACAAGCCCCUUUACUACCGAACACAACAGCACGGAGAUAAAAUCAUUCACCCUAAUGGGCUGGGCGUCAAGUAAAGAAAUGGGCUGCUCCAUUGCCAAAUGUGGUGACUAUUGGAUUGAAGCAUGUCGCUACUAUCCGCCGUAA